This is a messenger RNA of Aplysia californica (California sea hare), 2567 nucleotides long. RefSeq names its product dynein regulatory complex subunit 4. Gene Ontology annotation, cellular component: motile cilium; Golgi apparatus; microtubule. The coding region runs from base 161 to 1621 and encodes 486 amino acids. The record is from RefSeq and is a predicted model, not a curated record. NCBI's taxonomy places the organism in Eukaryota, Metazoa, Mollusca, Gastropoda, Aplysiida, Aplysiidae. The transcript is spliced from 11 exons. Gene Ontology annotation, biological process: cell motility. Gene Ontology annotation, molecular function: small GTPase binding; microtubule binding.
ACUCAUCCCCUUAGUGUCGAACUGUUACUGUUAGUGUUAUACAACGCAGUACGGUCAGAGACUAUCCUCUUCGACAUCCGGGUUCUGUUGCUCUGACAACCACCGUAAGCGUCCAUAACUGUGCUGUGGGACGACAACAAAGUUGCCGUAGUUUAUCAAAAUGCCUCCAAAAAAGAAGAGUGGCAAGAAAGGGAAGGGGAAGAAGGGGAAGAAGUCAGGAAAAACCCCCACUGUGAUAGAUGGCAUUCCCACAGAAGAGAUGUCAAAGGAGCAGUUGGAGGAGCUCAUUCAGAGGCUACGUGAAGAGCUUGAGAGAGAAAGAGAAGAGAGAAAUUACUUUCAGCUGGAACGUGACAAGGUUAACACAUUUUGGGAAAUUACAAAACGGCAGUUGGAGGAGAAGAAAGCAGAGCUCAGGAACAAAGAUAGAGAGAUGGAGGAUGCUGAAGAACGCCAUCAAAUAGAGAUCAAGGUGUACAAGCAGAAGGUCAAGCACUUGUUGUACGAGCAUCAGAACAAUAUCUCGGAACUGAAGGCCGAAGGCUCCGUGGCUCUGAAGCAGGCUCAGGAUGGUCACAAUUCGUCUGAGAUGGAGCUCCGCAAAGACAAGAGAGCACUGAAGGUGGAGCUCAAGGAGCAGGAGCUAGCUCAUGAAGAUGUCAUCAAGAACCUGAAAAAGAAAAAUGAUGAAAACAUGACCUCCCUUCGCAACAGCUUUGAGCGCCAAGCCAAAGAAAUCGAGUCAAAAUAUGAGAAGAAGAUGAGGGCUCUUCGUGAUGAGCUAGACUUGAGAAGAAAGACAGAAAUUCAUGAGAUUGAGGAGAGGAAGAACGGCCAGAUCAACACCCUUAUGAAGAAUCACGAGAAGGCGUUCAGCGAUAUUAAGAAUUAUUACAAUGACAUUACAUUGAACAACCUUGCCCUUAUCAACACAUUGAAGGACCAAGUUGAAGAAAUGAAGAAGAAGGAGGAGAGAAUGGAGAAACAGAUGGCUGAGGUCAUAGCUGAGAACAAACGUCUGACUGAACCGCUACAGAAAGCCCGUGAGGAAGUUGACGACCUGAGGAGGCAGCUGAGCAACUACGAGAAAGAUAAAGAGAUGCUUAGGAUGACAAAGGCACGUCUCAAGCUGUUGUCUGAAGAUUUCAAGUCGCUCAAAUGGGAACACGAAGUCUUGGAACAGAGAUUUCAGAAGACUCAGGAUGAAAGAGACGAGUUGUACCGCAAGUUCAUCAAGGCCAUCCACGAGGUGCAGCAGAAGUCCAACUUCAAGAACCUGCUGUUGGAGAAGAAGCUGGCUGCUCUGGCUGACACCUUGGAGAAGAAGGAGGCGCAGCUCAACGAGGUCUUGUCUGCAUCCAACCUGGACCCGACCGCUCUCACAGUGGUCACCAGGAAGUUGGAGGAUGUUCUGGACUCAAAGAACAGUGCCAUCAAAGAUCUCCAGUAUGAGUUGGCACGAGUAUGCAAGGCACACAACGACCUGUUGCGCACUUACGAAUCGAAACUGGGCCAGUUUGGUAUCCCGACUGAAGAACUUGGGUUCAAACCUCUUGAGAGCACUGUUGGUGGUCAGACUCUUGGCCAUGGCCCGGCUGGUUUGGUCUCCGCUCCAUCUUAGGGAUGUACACAGCAUUGUUGUUUUGCUUUCACAUUUAUUGUUUCUCCAUAAGGAUGAUACGGUGAUUAUUGUUUCCGUAAUUGUAGCAAUGUGAGGGGUACUUGUGGAAAAAACCGUGGGUGAUUCUUUGCGUGCUUCUGCUGUUGUAUGAGGAAGGAGGAAUAAAGUAAAUUAAAGGGGAUUGCUUGCCUCAAUGUACAAUUUCACAAAGACCCCUAAUGGAGAUAAUUCAUUUAGAGCCAAAUUUAGUGAUAAUUUUGGGCUACUGAGAAUUUUUAAAGAGGAAAUGUUCGUUUAUGGCUGUUUGCUCGAAGACUGAAACUGACCAAAUUUUGGUGUGCUCUAGUGAUAUUGAAUGUUUUAGCAUCCUUAUUAUAGGCCUGAAAUUUGUUGUUUUCUUUCUUUUCGUUUUUCGAACAGUUGAAGAAAAGUGUGUAAAUUAAAUAAACUACAUUAUAAACUGUUUGCACCAAGAUAUAUUUUUGUAAAAAAUAAUUCGCAAAUUUAACAAAAUGUGUUUUCUUCUCUGGAAAUUAAGAUAGAUUCUACAUUUUUUUCCUGAAUUUUUGAAAGAGUAAGUUACUCCUAAAUGACUGGGUUCUCCACGGAAAGGGAUGAGCAAAGCACAGUUGUUGGUGUUUGCACAUGGCACGUCAAAUACUGGUCCUUGACUCGUGGACAGGUGGAUGUGUGACAACACGAUUUUCUAAUUCAAAUUUGUCUCAAGGAUUAGGUUCAUGCUGACCUUUUAUAUCUUAUGCCGACAGGUUUUUAUUUUUUUCCCAUAAAAGUACAGUGUGAAUUUUUGCAAGACCAAACUUUUAAAAUAACCAUGUAGCGUACUUAGAGUCCUUAAAAUGUAACAUAGAAAAGCUUGGAACAAUUUCUAUGUUACUGAAAAUGUGAUAUGUACAUAUAUUUGCAAAUAAAGUAACACUUUUGUGUA